AUGAAGGCAUCACUUAUUUGUUUAGUCGAACUCAUUUCGUGUUAUUUCAAAUGUAUUAUAUAUUUUCACGGUGCAUCUUUAUCGAAAAGUACAGAAUUUCGAAAUUCAAUGCCAGAGAGAGUAAAAUCCAGCGACAUCUAUUGUCGUAUAUGUUUGGGGUCUAGUGACUUCGAAGAACUAAUCAGUCCUUGCUUUUGCGCAGGAACAAUAGGGAUUGUUCAUCAACGGUGUUUGGAGAAGUGGUUGAACUUGUCUCGAUCAAGUACCUGUGAAAUAUGCGGCUGCACAUUUGAAGUCUCGAAACGAUACCCUCACUUUUGCAAGUGGUUAUGGAUGGGAGGAAAUGGAGUUGGAACACAUCGCCGAAGAUAUUUAUGGACAGAUUUAAUUUGUUUACUAAUAAUGGUACCUUUACUGAUACUGUGCGCAUGGUUGGCUAUAUCUUCUAAUCAAGACGGAGCUAACACCAAUGCAAAAAGGUUCCCAUGGCAGUCCUUUUUUCUUGGAUUAUUAUGCAGCCUUCUGCUGUUAGUAUUUAAUAUUUGGUUAACGUUUUCUCUUAGGUAUCAUCAUCAAUCAUGGAAACUUUGGCGUAAAGAACAGACUUACAUCGUUUUAUCAGAUGCUGUUAAAAGAAAAAAAGUGAUAAACAUAGGAUUUGAUCCACAAAAUCCAGCUUCAGUUAUGCACUGUUAUAAGCAGGAACGAAAUCAGCAAGUUAAGCAGUUAAAUACAACAGAGUCAAAUGAAACUGUCACAAGACUAAACAAGACUAUAAAUGAUUCAGAACUAGAAACUAAUACAAUACGACAACAAUUCUCGAAUGCUGAAAAUUAUUCUGCACCUAUGCGGAAUAUAGAAUCAGAAGUUUGUGAUGAGUUAACUAAUCAUAGAAAGGAUGAUUCACCAAUGAUAUCUAAUAAGAUGGAAAUAUUAUCAACUAAGGAAGAAAUGAUCAACGAGGAGGAGUGCGCUGCAAAUGUUUGCCACACAGAAUCGAUAGCCUCGUGA
Schistosoma turkestanicum is the source of this 1011-nucleotide messenger RNA. The record is from the annotation of a GenBank genome assembly. Lineage: Eukaryota; Metazoa; Platyhelminthes; Trematoda; Strigeidida; Schistosomatidae.